This is a messenger RNA of Prorocentrum cordatum, 162 nucleotides long. The record is from the annotation of a GenBank genome assembly. Lineage: Eukaryota; Dinophyceae; Prorocentrales; Prorocentraceae.
AUGCAGGUGUACCAGGCCCUGCUGGACCAGGCCCUCGCCGCCAGCUUCCGACCGCCUGCCGCCGAGGUGGUGGCCAUCGUGUGCUGCAUGGUGGCCGACCUCUUGCUGGCGCCGCCGUCUCCCUCGCACCUGGCGUGCAACGCCUUCCACGAGGACGUCUGA